Molecule: messenger RNA, 1758 nt
Organism: Diabrotica balteata
Lineage: Eukaryota; Metazoa; Arthropoda; Insecta; Coleoptera; Chrysomelidae
Source: the annotation of a GenBank genome assembly
AUGGAGGACUUUUUAAUUGUCUUUAACUUUAACUUGAUUCUAGAUGUCAGAACAUGCUACUUUCCCGAAAGAUGGGAGGGCACGUGGUUCCAGUCUGGAGUAAGACAAUCUAUAUUGAUUGAAGGACCAAGACUGAGUAGCAAAGGCAGAUGUGUAGGUUCAGAGGGAGACAAAUUUUUGAUACUGGAUGAGAAAAAGACUUGUUAUCGAUGUGUAGUUAUUCAUGAAAAGCACAUAAAUGUCCUGCAAUAUAAAGAAACUUAUUGUCAUAGUCGUGAAGUACUUCCAACUCUCUGUGGCCUAAUCACUGGCGAUGCCCUCUUAUACUCGAUGUUCAGAGAGAACGCAGUACCAAUUCCUUGUCCCUUCAGAGGCCCCUUUACAUUUACUUACAAUCGAGGCCAUGGGGAGUGCAGGUAUCCCGUAUCCAGUAUAGACACCUGCAUAGAGGAAAGUAAACUGCUUUUGAGCUACCAAGCCUGUCCUGAUGUUCAUGGGUCAGAAAGUGCAAUUGAAGAAUUGCAAUGUUUAGCCUUAUGGAAGGAGGGCAGCUCCAGAUAUUUAGUAGGAAAGAUUUAUCAUAGUCACGUAACUUCCAAUGAAGACCGAUACCGAUGUUUCGUCUACGAAAAGGCCAGCGCUGCUUCAGAAGCUCUGGAUGGGGUCGAUUACAGAGUAGCUCAGAGCGGAGAUGCUACUUGUAAUGGUCUUUUUAGUGCUACAGAAGGCAGCCGGACCAUGACACUAAAAAAAGCUCUCCCUCUGAAUAAAUGCCGCUUCCCUUACUGGAUAGCGAAUUCGAAUCAUUGGCACACAUUAGAUUAUUCGUCCACAUACAGUUUUCACCACAAGAAUUCAACGCUGCGAAUUACCAAUUCGACUGGCAUAGACAUGAAAGUAAUAUGCGUGCAGCUCAAACAGGCAACCAGAGAUGAAAGUGCCGUGGUUUUAAUUACGCAUUUCACUAUGGGAUGCCAAAAUGGAUAUAUUUGUAUCGCGUUUUAUCGCAGAGAUGUCCAUGUUAUGGAAAUGCAGAUGGGAGCGCAAACAAAUCGUAGAGAAGAUGCCUGCAAUCCUGGUUUCUUCGAUAAAAGCACAUUGCCUUUUGUUACUCUUGUUACUACAACUGGAGAAACCCAACAUUGUCCGUUUAUGGGUAAGUUCGAAGUGAACAAUCUCAUACAGAACAAGCAAGAAACUUCUCUCAAUAAAUAUUCUCAACGAGAGGAACCCAAAUACUUUGACUCAAAUUUCUAUUUCCGAAAAGAGAGGCGGUCUAUAUAUUUUGAAGAAUUAGAGUACACGAGGAGACGAGUUAAACGCGUCGACGAAGACUUUGACUGUGAUAGCAAUGGGGUUUCGACCCUAAAUAUUGGUUGCGUUAGUUAUGAUACUAUGGAGUUUACUAUGGAUUGCACAGCGCCCAAUUUAAUCACCUCUUAUUCUUGCCACGGCAGAUGGGAAGAAAAUGGAACAAACUUUUUAAUCACCUCGCCAGUAGGUAACUCGGCUUUCGGUGUUCGAAAAUUUUGUUUUAUGUACAAAGAGGUUAUAUCAGGAGUAAUGUUUUCCACGUCGGCUGAAAGCUGCAACCGGUUGAUCAAGCCGGGAAUUACUGGUGAAUUAAUAUUUAAUAUUAGUAGCACAGGAAAAUGUUUUGACACUGACGCUUCAAUUAGGACCCAACCAAUAAACGCUUGGCUUAUAUCUUCUAUCGUCUUCUCUUCUAUAGUAUGGGUAAUACAAACGUCAAGAUGA